Molecule: messenger RNA, 387 nt
Organism: Linnemannia hyalina
Lineage: Eukaryota; Fungi; Mortierellomycota; Mortierellomycetes; Mortierellales; Mortierellaceae
Source: the annotation of a GenBank genome assembly
AUGACCCACUCGUUUAACUCAGACUCCAACUCUGACCCUACCGAGGUGUCGAAUGAGAAAGCGCAGUGCGGCCUUGUCAAGCGACUGUUGUGCACAGACUGCACAUUGGAGAUCCAUACUCUCUUGGUGCAUAUCUUUGUAGGUGUAGUCUGUCGCGGACCUGCCGGCAAUGGCUCGCGCGUCGUGGGUUCGCAGCCAUCAUCGCUGUUGCAGGAAGGCUUACGAGGACUCAUCAUCUCGCCCGUCACCACAUUCUUCCUAAAGAUCGGAUAUUGCUGGGCAGUCCGAACCAUGGCGAUCGUCCGCGUCGUCAUCCUCAUCCCUGCAUCAGCACUAUUCAAGGCCGGUGUCGAGCCUGGAAAGGAUCGCGCGAAACGACUAAAGUAG